CCAAGAGAGGAGAUGCUGAGACGCCUGGACAGAGGAGAGAGCAAGAAUAGAGAACAACUCACUGAGCCCGUAAAAAGAAACAGAGUUGACCAAUCAUCAAAAAAAAGCAUUGGGAGGAAUGAAGUGCAGUCCUGGACGACAGCUGUCAACCAAUCCUUACAUAUUGUGUGGCAAAAAAUAAAGAGACAACUAAUAUUAGUCAUGUCUUUUCUCCUUGCUGCUCUCUGGUAUUGUAGAAGGCUCUAUGCAUACUUAGCACAGCUGUUGAAAUGGUGGAGUAGAUAUCUGCAGAGAAAAUUCAAAAAGAACCUCAGUGUACUGGCAGAAGUUGAUCUGCUUGGUUAUUGUGCAAGAGAAUGGAAAGGAGAAACCAAGCAGGCCAAGCAGAUGAAGGCGGCUUAUGAAGAACUAUUUUGGAGACACCAUAUUAAAUAUAUACGACUAGUCAGAAGAGAUAACUACUGUGCAUUAAGAGCUGUGCUGUUUCAGGUAUUCAGCCAGGGCAUUUAUUUUCCAUCAUGGAUGAAGGAGAGAGACAUUUUAAAGCUCCCCGAAAAGCUUCUGUAUUCACAAGGCUGCAACUGGAUCCAGCAAUAUAGUUUUGGACCAGAAAGAUACACAGGCGCCAACGUGUUUGGAAAAUUACGUAAAUGUAUUGAAACAUUAAAGACACAGUGGACUGAAAUAAGUGGUGUUAAAGACCACGACGAAAGAGGAAACAUGUGCAAUAUCCUUUUCUCUGAUGAAAGCAAGGAACAUAAGCUGUAUGAGGCUAUAAAAUUCAUCAUGCUUUACCAAGUUGUGGAAGCCUAUGAACAGAUGAAGAAUGAGCAGAAACGUGUACCCAUCCUUUUUAGCCUCCUUUUUGCUCGUGAUACGUCAUCUGACCCUUUGAGUUUCAUGAUGAAUCAUCUGAAUUCCAUAGGGGACACGGGUGGUCUGGAGCAGGUUGAAAUGUUUCUUCUUGGAUAUUUACUUGAAGUAAAGAUAAGAGUCUACAGACUGUAUAAGUUUAACACUGAAGAGUUCCAAGUAAACUAUCCAGAGGAGUAUCACAGGGACUGGCAGGAAGUCUCUCUUCUGACUGAGGAUGACCAUCACUAUCACAUCCCCAUUAUUAGAAUAUAAGACUGAUUUCUAAGCAUGCAGUAGAAGGAGUGACCAUCUCCAGUAAAUUAUCACCUUUAAGCCAAGUCCUUUGCUGGCAACAGUAGGAUUUCAAGUAACACAAAAUAAUGACGAUAGGGGACACAGGUUUAUUAUGUUAACUUCUUGCUUGCUUGUACUGACACAUAUCACCUGUGAUCUGCCUCAGACAAACAUGAAAUACAUAAUCAUACAAUCAUGACAAACUGGCAUAUUAGGGUUCUCAAAUUUAAAAAAUAUGGUAAAUCUCCUGUGAGAAAACAUUAUCACUAGAUAGUUGAUAGUCACUUGUUGAGCUAAGUCCAAAACACGUGUUGUGCAUAAACUUACAAUGCCAAAUGAUACCUAUUCUUUGUUUAAGAAGGGUGCUUCACCCACUGAUUUGGGAGAGAAACAAAGGCAAUAAUAAAAAUAAAUAACUUGCAAUAUAGCUUUACUCAAUAUAUACUCUUCCCCCUGCCCUCCCCCUCCCUUCUUUUUGGAAGGGUCAGAUUUUAAUGUUACUUAUCAAAAGUAUGUAAAGGAUUUUAUUUGCAAUUGGUUUGAGAAGGCUGUGCACUUCAGUGCAUUUAUAAAUACUGGCUUUUCACAAAAAUGUACAUUAUAUACAUUUAGCAGGACUCACAUUUCCUAAGCUUUUUUGUAUAUACAAUUUAAUACCUUUGAGUUACUUUCCUUAAUUUUGACAUCAAGGUUACUUCUAGUUUUUGAGGGUCUUAAGAAGUAUCCAGUAUAACAAGCAAAUUGUCUUAAAGUGUGGUGAAACAGCAGUUCCCACCUAUGUUCAUUAAAAAGAUAACUACUAGGAAGGAAGGGAAAUGCCAGAUACAUUAAAAAAGCAAGUAUUACUGUCUUGUAUAGGAAGCUUUACACAUUCCCAUCGUUCUAAGAAACUGAACUGCAGUUCCACCAUUUUAUAAAAUUAGGAAGCUUACCUUUAAUGAAAAUUAAAGUGAUAACAGUUUAGCAAUAUGUUUAUUUGUGGCACAUGAACAUUAUCCUACAUAAGGCUGCGAGUUUGUCAUAGAGGUCACGGAAGUCUCAGAUUCCAUGACUUUGCAGGACCUCCAUGACUUCUGCAGCCGCACUGUCAGGGAGGGAGUGAGGGCUCUGGAUGGCAUUUUCCUUGGGGGCUCCCCAGAAGUGGUGACAUCCCUCAGCUCCUACGUGGAGGUGUGGCCAGGCAGCUCUGUGCGCUGCCUCCGCCUGCAGACACCACUCCCUGUCCAAAGGGAGCUGCAGAGCUGCCUGGCCACACUUCCGCCUAGGAGCUGAGGUGGGGGGGAUGUUGCCACUUCUGGGGAGGCAUGGAGCCAGGUAGGGAGCCUGCCAGCCACGCCAAUCCCCCCCAGCACCAAUGGGGGUCCUGGGUCAAACGCCGCCACUUGCUCGCCAGCAUCAGCAGGGGUUCCAGGCUGUGCACCGCCUCCUACCCCUCCCCCCCAGCACCAGUGGUGCCCCCCGGGCUGUCCCCUGCAGCACCUCCAGAACUCCCGGGCCUAGUCCGGGGUGUAUAGUACAAGUCAUGGACAGGUCAUGGGCAAUUAAUUUUUGUUUACUGCCCAUGACUUGUCCAUGACUUUUACUAAAAAUACCAUGACUAAAAUGUAGCCUUAAUCAUAAGCUUAAAAUUAUUUGAGUCACUUCUCUAAUAAGAUUAUAUAUAAAGAGAAGAGUUUUUAAUAAGAAACAAUUUUCCUUUAAAUAAUGUUGAAAUCAUCUCCAAAGACACACAUGUAGUGUUUCUCUUGUUCUCACAGGAGAUAAUUUACCAGAAUGAAGUGGUGAAUCAGGUCCUCAGGAGCCAAGCCAAUUAUAUAUGCUUUGAGUACACAGAGCCUGAGCUAUUCCUUUCUUUAAUGAAAAGCGACUUUUUCCCCUUAUAUUUCUUUGCAUAUAUGUAUAUAUAUUUAUAAAGCAAACAUGGAUUUGGUGAGUACUGUAAUUGUUUUGUUUCCUGAAAGUUUUAUUGGAUUGGAUGGGUGUGUUCAAUAAUGUGUAGUCUUUAAUUAAAACUGUUUGAUACAUAAUUUUUUUUCAUCUUCCCAAAACCACAUUUCUGAUUAUAUUUUAUUUAUUAAAAAAACCUUUUUUUCCUGAAUUGAACAUGUUGCUCUUCUGUUUUGGUUCUGUUCUGUGUGGAAGUUUAAAAAUUGCUGAUAGUAGCAUACUGCUCUUAUUUACUGAAUACCAACAGUGUACUCACUGCUUUACUUAUGUAAACAGACAUGGCUCAGACCCUAGUAAGAUUAUAAUACAGUUUCCAUGCAGACAAAUAUGUGUACACAAAGUGCGUUUCUGCAGAAAUAUUUGCUAUACUUUUAUGAGUUACUU
Mauremys mutica (yellowpond turtle) is the source of this 3480-nucleotide messenger RNA. RefSeq names its product OTU deubiquitinase with linear linkage specificity like (gene OTULINL). Bases 13 to 1128 code for a protein of 371 amino acids. Lineage: Eukaryota; Metazoa; Chordata; Testudines; Geoemydidae. Gene Ontology annotation, cellular component: cytoplasm. The record is from RefSeq and is a predicted model, not a curated record. The transcript has 8 exons. Gene Ontology annotation, molecular function: cysteine-type deubiquitinase activity. Gene Ontology annotation, biological process: protein linear deubiquitination.